AUGAAUACCGCUGCGACAGGGUACCAUGGCAGCAAAGGUGACGGCGUCAUCCAUCUGGCCGCUUCUCGCUCCGGCUCUGGCCACGAGGAAGCCCAAGACGACGCCGUCGACUCUGUCUACGGCAGCACGGCAGCUGAUCGGCGCAAUAUGCAGCGUAUGGGCCACAAGCAGCAGCUUGUUCGCCAGUACCGUCUGUUUUCCAUGAUUUCCUUUGUCGCCACGGCCACGUCGGCCUGGUGCCUCAACGCGUUCGAAGUCACUCCCGCCUUGGUCGACGGCGGCAUACCCAGCAUGAUUUGGUCCAACGUCUGGUGCUUUUUUGGCUACGCUCCCAUUAUUCUCAGCAUGGCCGAGAUGUCGAGCAUGGCUCCCAUUGCCGGGGCUCAGUAUCACUGGGUCUCGGAGUUUGCGCCGGAGAGCUGCCAGCAGAUUCUUAGCUACCUCACUGGGUGGACUUCUACUAUAGCCUGGCAGGCUGGCAACGCGCUGGGUCUGUUUGUGGUCGGGACUCUCAUUCAGGGCAUCAUUACUCUGAACAAGCCCGACUACGUGGGCGAGUAUUGGCACGGCACUCUCCUAGUCAUUGCUAUUGCCUGCACGACCGUGUCUGCAAACAUUUUUGGCUCGAGCAUCAUACCGCAUACCCAAAAUGCCAUCUUUGCCAUUUCACUUCUUGCGUUUGUCGCUUUCCUUGUGCCCAUCUGGGUCAACGCACCAAUGGCCGAGUCGAAAGACGUCUGGGGCCACUGGGAAGAUAAAGGCGGCUGGGGAAAGCUUGGCCUUUCGGUCAUGAUUGGACAGCUCCCUGCCAUUGCGGCGUUUCAGAGUAUCGACACUGCUACGCACAUGUCCGAGGAAGUCCGCGAAGCAUCCGACGCCGUUCCCAAGAUUAUGCUCUCUGUUCUAGUCUACAACUUUUCCGCAACUCUGCUCGUCACCGUCACUCUUGGCUACCACAUGCCCAAUGUCAGGGAGGCUCUCGACGACCCGUCGACAUACCCCGUGGUCCACGUCCUCUUGAAAUCCAUGUCGCGGCCCUGGGCUACUGCCUUGCUGGCCGUCAUCAGUCUCCUCCUGACACUCGGCAAUGUCUCGUACCUCGCCGCUGUCAGCCGUGACUUGUUUGCUUUUGCGCGCGACAAUGGCAUGCCAUUUUCAAACUGGCUGUCCAAGGUCGACAAGAAGCGCAGGAUUCCCACAAACGCCUACAUUUUCUGCGGCAUCUUUAGCUCGGCCCUGUCUCUCAUUUACAUUGGUAGCCCCCUGGCUUUUUACGCCAUCACCUCGCUUGGCGCUGUAGCGAUGCUGCAGUGCUACUUUACAAGCAUCGGAUGCCUUUUAUGGAGGCGCAUCUUUCGGCCAGACACCAUUCCCGCUGCUAGUUUCUCGCUUGGCCGAUGGGGUGUCCCUGUAAACUGCGCCGCCGUCCUCUUUAGCCUAUGGAGCUUCUUUUGGUCCUUUUGGCCCCAGACCAACCACCCGAAUGCUUCGGACUUUAACUGGGCGUCUCCCAUCUUCUCACUCAUCAUUAUUGGCGCUCUGAUUUAUUACUUUAUCAUUGGUCGCAAGAGAUAUUUGGGUCCGGUUGCCCUUGUGGAGGGCCGUAAAGAGCAUUUCUCUUGA
This is a messenger RNA of Beauveria bassiana ARSEF 2860, 1623 nucleotides long. Its product is annotated as GABA permease. Lineage: Eukaryota; Fungi; Ascomycota; Sordariomycetes; Hypocreales; Cordycipitaceae. Gene Ontology annotation, biological process: transmembrane transport. Gene Ontology annotation, cellular component: membrane. Gene Ontology annotation, molecular function: transmembrane transporter activity. The record is from RefSeq and is a predicted model, not a curated record. Bases 1 to 1623 code for a protein of 540 amino acids. The transcript is spliced from 3 exons.